Messenger RNA from Exophiala viscosa, 2855 nucleotides. Its product is annotated as glycosyl transferase. Lineage: Eukaryota; Fungi; Ascomycota; Eurotiomycetes; Chaetothyriales; Herpotrichiellaceae. The coding region runs from base 334 to 2799 and encodes 821 amino acids. The transcript has 5 exons. The record is from RefSeq and is a predicted model, not a curated record.
GGCCAGAGUCUUAGAGGAUUCCAGAGAUUCAUCCAAAGCUUAUCAUGCAGCCUGCUGAAGCUAUACACCAACAAUCGUUAUGUGUGGCCGUAUUCUGUGGGCCACUAUUGCUACGCGCGAAUGUGUGGACAUGGUCCGUUCACCUCAACUACCAUAUAUGUCAGGAAACUUUAUCAAAGUCAAUAUACUUUACUUUCGGCAAGCAUGGAUGAGUUGAGACCCACGGUUCAAUGACGCUAUACUUAGCUACUGCAUAUAUGCUCGAUCCCCUGCUCUGAGCGAGCCAAGUGCAACAUCCCCCAAAGGUGGUUUACACGUCGACAACCUAGAGCCAUGGACCCUUUCAGCAGGCGGAAGUCGUCAACAGGCGGCAGAGGUGAGCGCGGGUCCGAUGAGCGUGCCACCGAUAGGAGGAGGCAUCUAUCUCCUGUCGGCGAUGUGGAAGGGGAAGAUUCAACCUCGAAUGAGGAUAUGUCUGAGAAGGUGGAAAAGACUCCGACUCAAAUCACUCAACCAGGACAUAUCCGUUGGAAUCAUCCUUUCAGUCAUGAUGCUGGACAGGAUCCGAACAUGUUAACAAAAGAACGUUCUUCGCCGGGAAACUAUGGGGCGCGGCGGAUGUCCCAUGGCAUCAGAAGAGCAUCCGUGGCCGUGGGAGAAGUCUUGCAUAAGAUGGAUCCCCUUACGGCGACCCAAGGUAAUCCGCUUGGGCUGGGUAUCAACGAAACGCGUCGAGUGUCUUCUGUCGGCUAUGCAGCACCUCAGCAAUUCAAUGCACGACGAUUUUCACGGGUGGCAUCCACCGAAAGCACCAUCAAGCCACCGGACAUUGCUCAAAUCAGGGAGGAUUCGAAUGAGACGCUGUCCGCGCCAGCUGUUCGACUAGGAAUGAGUGAGAAACAAGACGACUAUAUCAUCCAGAGACUCGCUGCCCACGAUGACGUCGAGAUGUUGACGCCAUUCCGACGAGUUCUCUACAGACUCUGCCCAGUCCUUGUUGUCACCACGAUUGCGGCCUAUUGGAUUUAUUUCGCUCUUCGUGUCCGGUUUACCCUGUCUGCCGAAUCCGCUGCACACAGGACAUACUGGAUGGCUUGGGCUUUUAUCUGUGUCGAGCUUUUCGUGUCGAUUCCCAUGCUGCUGCACCGUCUAUGGGGUUGGCAUGUUGUUGGGCUAAGAAAGAGACCAAAGUUGAGACUCGUUGGCGACAAUGUACCGUCCGUUGACGUGAUUAUUACUUGCUGCGGCGAGGAUGACGAUCUCGUCUUGGACACAGCAUUGGCAGCCUGCAACAUCGACUAUCCUCCAGAACGGUUCCGUGUCAUGGUGUGUGAUGACGGCAAAUCCAAGACCUUGCAGGAACUGUGUGAGAAAACAGCCGCGACUACUCAGUUCGACAAUCUUUAUUACCGGUCAAGACCAAAGUACCCAGGUGUCCCCCAUCAUUUCAAGGCCGGAAAUCUGAACGACGCCCUCGAUGAGACUGCGAGAUUGCCUGGCGGUCCCGCAAACUUUGUAGCUGCCCUCGAUGCCGACAUGAUUCCUAUGAAAGAUUGGUUGCGGGCUUUGUUGCCUCACAUGCUGCAAGAUUCAAAAUGCUCAAUGGCUUGUCCGCCGCAGUUAUUCUACAACGUCCCCAAGGAGGAUCCUCUGUGUCAGAGUCUUGAUACAUUUGUCCACAUUUCCGAACCAAUCAAAGACUCAAUGGGCGUAGCAUGGUGUACAGGAUCGGGCUAUGUCCUCCGACGAGCUGCACUUCAGUCCAUCGGAAACUUUCCAGUCGGAUCUCUCGCUGAAGAUGUCUGUACUUCUAGUAUGCUAUUGGGUUCUGGGUGGAACACCGCUUUCGUCCACGAACCUUUGCAGUACGGUACAGUCCCAGAUUCUCUCACCAGUCAUUUGAAACAGCGAACGCGUUGGACCAUCGGAACCGUCCAAACUUCACUGAAACUGCGCUUCAGUGUGUUCGGCCCCUUGGUCAAACACAUGACAUUCCCCCAGCGAUUGUGCGGUUUUGUGUACACCGUCUCAUCACUUUUUACCAUCUUCCUCGUGUGUUCCAUGUUUACAGCACCCAUUGUGCUUGUUUCCGGCGGCAACCUGGUCCCUUACAGUUCGACAAGCCAAUUGAAGUGGCUGAUUCGUUCCAACUUCCUGUCGCAAAUCUUGAACCGCGCCAAUGAGGCCAUUUCUUACCUGCCUUCGGGUUACCGGACUGGUCAGAGAGACGCGAGGGCGAUGAUGUGGAUGGCACCUUUCCAUGCUAUCUCCGUCAUCCGGACGUUCCUGCUUCCGAAAUGGCUUGGUGGAAAAGUCGCCGUCUUCACAUCUUCAGGGUCACAGAAAGCUGAGCUGAACGAACGAGAUCCCAUUCUGCGAGCGCCGCUUUGGCGUCGUCUGAAAGUCACGAUCUGGGACUGCCAAUGCUAUCUGCACCUAUUGUACAUCAUGUUCUGCUUGGGCGCCGUUGGCGUCAGCAUUUACUGGAACGUCACCAACAAGGACAACCGCACGACCAAAGAUGUCCUCCUAGCGCUUCUGACUCACGCCUUCUGGCCACCGAUCAUCUGGAUGACCUGCAUCCUGUCAUGUUGGAUCCCGAUCAACUACGCAAUUUUCCCUCCAGACGAGCCUGACAGACAUGACCUCCUUGACAGGGACCCUGUCACGGGCGUUGCGUAUCCAUCUGAAGCGUCGAAGAAGACCAAGACCGGAUGGGAAUCUUGGGCACACGAGGGGCUUUACACCGGCAUCACUUUCUAUACGACAGCGAUAUUCAUACUGUCAUUCUGGUUCUAGGCCAUUACAGCUACGUACAUGUUGUACGCAUCUACUAUAGUACUCUCUGGACGCAG